CUGAGAACCCGAAAGUUUUUUGUUGUUGUUUUCUUAUUUUGAUAUUUGUAUGCUGAUGUAUUUGCAGAGACAGAAGUGAUAUAUAUAUUUUUUUCUUCCUUGUCUGCACUGUUUUGAAACCGAGUACUUUUGGUUGGCAAAGGACGGAGGAAAAAAAGCUCAUCAACAUUUCGGGGCGGCGAUUGGCCUUCUUUUUAAAAGACAAUUGAGUGCAUCACGAUGGAGAAAAUGUCCCGACAGCUCCCCCUGAACCCCACCUUUAUCCCGCCUCCCUACGGCGUGCUCAGGUCCCUGCUGGAGAACCCGCUGAAGCUCCCCCUUCAUCCUGAAGAUGCAUUUAGCAAAGAUAAAGACAAAGGAAAGAAACUGGAUGAUGAGAGCAACAGCCCGACCGUCCCCCAGUCGGCCUUCUUGGGACCCACCUUAUGGGACAAAACCCUUCCCUAUGACGGAGAUACUUUCCAGUUGGAAUACAUGGACCUGGAGGAAUUUCUGUCAGAAAAUGGCAUCCCCCCCAGUCCAUCGCAGCACGACCACAGCCCUCACCCUCCGGGUUUGCAACCUGCUUCUUCCACCGCUCCUUCGGUCAUGGAUCUCAGCAGCCGGGCCACUGCUCCCCUCCACCCUGGCAUCCCGUCUCCGAAUUGUAUGCAGAGCCCCAUCAGACCAGGCCAGCUGUUGCCAGCAAACCGCAAUACACCGAGUCCCAUUGACCCUGACACCAUCCAGGUCCCAGUCGGGUAUGAACCAGACCCAGCAGACCUUGCCCUCUCCAGCAUCCCGGGGCAGGAAAUGUUUGACCCUCGCAAACGGAAGUUCUCUGAGGAAGAACUGAAGCCACAGCCCAUGAUUAAGAAAGCUCGCAAAGUCUUCAUUCCCGAUGAUUUGAAGCAGGAUGACAAGUACUGGGCGAGGCGCAGAAAGAACAAUAUGGCGGCCAAGCGCUCCCGUGAUGCCCGGCGGCUGAAGGAGAACCAGAUCGCAAUCCGGGCCUCAUUCCUGGAGAAGGAGAACUCGGCCCUCCGCCAGGAGGUGGCUGAUUUAAGGAAGGAGCUGGGCAAAUGCAAGAACAUACUUGCCAAGUACGAGGCCAGGCACGGGCCCCUGUAGGAUGGCAUUUUUGUGGGCUGGCUUUUGAAUAGAUGGACAGCUUGUUUCCUGUAUGGUAGCACCACACCCAAACCAACCUUUCUGACAUCAGCACUUUACCAGAGGCAUAGACGCAACUGACUCAUAUUUUGGUGUGCAUCUGUUGCGUAUGUAUGUUUGUAUGUGUGUGUAUGUGUGUGUAUGUGCUUAUGGUCCCAUGUAUGAUCAGCGGUGUGCAUGUGUGAGUGUGUGUAUGUGUAUUCCUUCACAGUUGUCAUGUAAAGAUAGCCCUUUUGUUGUCUUUUAGUUCCAAACAAGAAAGGUGCCACGUUUUUAUUAGACCCUGGAGGCCCCUGUGGGGUUUCCUCUCCUUCCUUCCUGCUCCUUUCUGCCUUGCUCUGUGUUCCUGUGAUCUUACUUUGCCAGGGUCUACGUGGCUUCAGGAAGCAGGGCCCUGGAUCUCAGUCAUCAAGACCAUAAGCUCUUGUUUCUGUUUCAACCAUGAAUUACCAUGCUAAAAGGUGCAUAGCAUACCCUAGCACUACGCUGCAGCUGAAUUCCUUCAUAGGUUGCCACUCCCUUCCCUUUUUCCUCCCUACCCUUUCUCAUUGUCUUCAAAUUUAAAGUGCUGUUUAGAUUUAAUAGAUUCCCGUAUUUACUUACUGCUACCUACUAAGUUUCCUUUUAAUUCUACCAACCCCAGAUAAGUAAGUACCAUUAUAGAACACAGAGUGUGUUUUGCACUGUCUGUACCUAAAGCAAUAAUCCUAGUGUACGCUAGAGCAUGCUGCCUGAGUAUUAACUAGUGGACGUAGGAAAUUUCUCCCUACCUAGGAAUUUCACUGUCUUAUAAAAAUCAAAAAUAAAGUAAUGCAUUUGCGCAUGACCAGAAUAUUCUCAGGACAGGGAAGCAGAGGGCAAUGGAAGGCCUAAGAAUGAGGGGUUAAUUUAUCAGUAUGUAAGCCAAAAAAAAAAAAUACUGCAUCUUGGAGAAGCCUUUGCCAUGGGUGUGCUUCGUUUUGCUGUCUCCCCUUCCCACACCCAGCCCUUUUCCACUUUUCUAGUUCACUUUUUCCAUUUCUCUCCUGAUAUUCAAAACAAUUGACUUAAGAUUCAGUUCGCCCACUUUUUUUUUGUAAUAUAUAUUUUUGGGAUGAUAUUUUGCUGUUUUUAGAAAUCAGUUAAUUAAGUUGAUGUUUUGUAAAGCCCCCCCCGACCCCCUGUGGUGUCCUUUUUGAAUGCCUCACAGAUGAAUGGUUCUGGAGCCCAUGUUUCUUACCCUCUGUUUGCUUUGGAACAUAUGUGCGCCUAUCAAGUGGACUUCUGAAAAAAAAAUGAAUGUAAAAGACACUGGUGUAUCUCAGAAUGGGAUGGUGUUGUCACAAACUGUGGUUUAUCCAAUCAAUUUAAAUGUUUACUAUAGACCAAAAGGAGAGAUUAUUAAAUUGUUUAAUGUUUAUACAGAGUAAUUAUAGGAAGUUCUUUUUUUGUACAGUAUUUUUCAGAUAUAAAUACUGACAAUGUAUUUUGGAAGACAUAUAUUAUAUAUAGAAAAGAGAAAAAAAGGAAAACUAUUCCAUGUUUUAAAAUUAUAUAGCAAAGAUAUAUAUUCACCAAUGCUGUUCAGAGGAGUGCUUGGGGUUUUUUGAAGUCUUUAAUAUUUUAAACCUAUUACUGACACAUCAGCAUGUUUUCUGCUUAAAAUUAAAGUUUUAUGACAAUACUGAGGCUUGCUGUGACGAAUCCUGCUCCAAUGCUUUCUUGUUUCUUAUUAGGUCUCAGAAGGAAGUCAGUUAACAUCACCCAAAAGCACAAAAUGGGUUUUAGUCAAAUAUUUAUUGGAUGAUACAGUGUUUUUUAGGAAAAGCAUCUGCCACAUAAAUGUUCACUUCAGAAUUCUGAGUUGAGGGAAUGGAGUGUUGUUGCCAGAGCCCCAGAUGAUUUUGUUCUCUCUCGGCCGGUUUCAUCUCAUGCAGUGGAAGGUUGACCUCAGUGCUAUGUGUAUGGCUUAUAGUUGACUUUAAAGAUGGCUCUAAUUUUGUUUUACUGAGUUGUAUAAUGUCAAGAGAGUCUGCUGUUUUUUCAAAGGCACAUUUUGUGCUCAAUUAAAAUCCCCUUUCAUCCAAGGAUGUUUUCCGGUCUCCUGCCUCCACAGUAUCUGAGUUCUCUCUACGGAUCCAGUGAUACCCUCCUCAUCCCUCCCUCAGCCACUCCUCUGUCUGUGUCAUAGUUCUGGAGACCUGUAGGGUUUCUUCCCAGGUACCUGUUUUGUUCCAAGCCAUAGAUCACGGUGGGAGAUGAGAGAGUGGGAGAAUUAAAAUACUUUUUCCAAGUAAACUACUGAUAAAAAAAAUUGCUUCAAUAAUUUUGCAUAGAACUGCAGAAGAGAUAAUUCAUUAAUAGCCAUGGGACAACAAAGAGUUGGUCUUUUUGAAGAUAGGUAAAGAGGGUGAUUGCAGAACUGUUCAGUGACAGUAUUCACCAGAGCAAAGAUGAAUAUAUUUAAACUUAAGUAGAGAAGUAUUCAGGUGUCGCACUGUGACACACCCAAAUUCAUGGAACCAUCCAGUAGUCACUGAAGAAAAGCAUACCUGGCCUUUCUUGGAAUUGUUUUUACCAAAAGAACAUCACAAAUGUUUUCUGCAGAAGACAUAAAAAGACCAUAAUAAAACUUAUUCUUUUGUAUACAAGGAAAGGUUUUAGAAAACCUACCUCAUUCAAAACAAAACAAAACAAAACGAAAAAACUCAACACUUUGGAAUCUCCACAGGUGCCUUAUCUGUAGGUAAUUAUCACACACACACACCCACUCCCAGGCUAACUUCUCUUUGCCCACGAACAGUAACUAGAUGAGGAAAUGCCAUUCAAUGUCCUGAGAAGCUAGGACCCAGGGUCAGAUGACUGCAGCAGACCACAGCCAUUAGGAAGUCCCAUUGUCAACUGUCACCGUUUCAAUGUAGGAAUCUUUCCAUGGUUAAUUAUUUGCUCAUUCAAAAUGCAUCCGAGCUGUUGCAUGCCCCGUCAUUCGGCCAUAAUUUGAAUAGAGCUGCAUAGUACUUCCUGAUCAGGUCACAUAGUUUCAUUAUUCAAGCAUAUUCUCAAAGAAAGUUAAGAAAGAAAGAAAGAAAAAGAAAGAAAGAAAAAGAAAGAAAGAAAGAAAGAAAGAAAGAAAGAAAGAAAGAAAGGAAGAAAUCAGAGUUUCUCUCUGCUGAGGUUCCCCUGAGGGGAUGGGAGGGCUAUGUACGACAGUUUCCAACUCUAGAGGGAUUAGUGCUUUGGGUCAUUCACAAACCACAUCAGGCAUGGCUGGGCCAGGCCUUUGUCUCUAAAUAGAACAGGCCUUGAAGGAACCAUCCUUUGAAGAAGAAGGGCCCUAUGUUUGAGAAAAGCAUGAUGGGACUCAGUCACCAGGUGAGUGGGAAGCCAAAUAAAAGAACCCAGAGGUUCCUUCUAACCCAUUAGCUUACUGUGGCAAUUUACAUUAAGUCUAAACAUACCUUUGAAAGGGCUACAGCCUCAUGCCUGGAUGAGCUGGGGCGAGUUGUAAGUGGCAACAUCUCUCCUACCCAAGGAUGAAACAACUGGCGUUGUGUAAAAUACAAAUUAUACUUUGCUCUUUCUAAAAGUUCGUCUAUUUUUGCCCUUAGUGUUCCUUUAGAAAAAGUCAAACUUUUGUCAGAGUUAAAUAGUGAGAUCCUCAGAUAGUGUGUGACCACUCUGUGUGUGGCUCGUCUUCACCGGCCAGGAUUGGUUUCCUGCAGCUGACUGAGCUGAGGUGUGAUGCCCUCCCUGUGGUAGAUACCUUCUUCUCUGGCUCUGACUGUACUUGGUUCCUGCUGGAGGCUCCUGAGUAUAUCCCUCUGGGGAAGCCAAAUUCAACUCCAGGUGUUUGGUAAAAUCAGUAUCAAUAAUAAAUGAACAAAACUUGUAGGUCUUGAUGGACUGAAAUUUUAGUAACUACAGUUGAUGCAUUUUUUCCCAAAAUAUGUGUUUGUAUGGAUGUUCAAGUGGAGGUAUAAAAUCUGUAAUUUUUUUAGCACCUCACCAGACAUAACAAUUAGGUAUUAUCCUUUUGACAACACCAUGAGAAUUGCAUCUGUUAAACAGGUUCAAGUUAACGGGAGGUUAGUGUAAUUGUAUACCAUGAUAUUGGUGGUAUUUAUGCUGUCAAGUCCAAAACUUCAUUUGUUCUUCUAAAUGUUUAAUAAACUGAAUUUUUUUCCUUUU
Grammomys surdaster is the source of this 5316-nucleotide messenger RNA. RefSeq names its product HLF transcription factor, PAR bZIP family member (gene Hlf). The transcript is spliced from 4 exons. The record is from RefSeq and is a predicted model, not a curated record. Gene Ontology annotation, biological process: regulation of transcription by RNA polymerase II. The coding region runs from base 220 to 1110 and encodes 296 amino acids. Gene Ontology annotation, molecular function: RNA polymerase II cis-regulatory region sequence-specific DNA binding; DNA-binding transcription factor activity, RNA polymerase II-specific. Lineage: Eukaryota; Metazoa; Chordata; Mammalia; Rodentia; Muridae. Gene Ontology annotation, cellular component: nucleus.